AUGGCUUCCACUCCCAUGGCUAUUGAUUCGCCCUUGGGAGCAAAUGGACGAGCUGCUGCAAGCGUGACAAAGGCAUUACCUACAACGGCAAAAAUCUCAGAUGUGAUAUCCAUCUUCAGACCUACCAAGCUAUUUCGCCGAGAACCAAAGUCCACCGCUAGCCACCCAAAUCCACUACCGGCUACUAUCACAUCUCUGGACUUUAGUGGUGCGGGCGACUAUGUACUCACAUCUGAAAGUGAUAAUACUAUGCACGUCUAUGAUGUAGCAAGAGGGAAACAUCACAAGACAUGUCUCAGUCAAAAGUACGGUGUCGGUAGUGCGAUUUUUACACAUAAGACGACGGAUUCAAGUCCUUGUAUUAUCCACUCGGGUACUAAGAUAAACCAUGACCUGAGAUACCUCUCAACCCACGACAUGAGCUACAUCCGCUACUUCGACGGCCACGAGAAAUACGUAACCAACAUCGCCCUCCACCCGGGCCAAGACAACUUCCUCUCCUGCAGCGAAGACGACACAGUCCGCAUCUGGGACGCAGGCACCAAAAAUGCAGUCGGCAAACUCAAUCUCAACGGCGCCUACCUCUCCGCCUGGGACCCCUCCGGCAACGUCUUCGCCGUCGCCUCACCAACCGCCCAAUCAGUCCUCCUCUACGACUUCCGCAACUUCGACCGCGCUCCCUUCUCAACCUUCGACCUCCUAGCCCACUCUCAAGAUGUAAUCCCCAAAGGCAUGAGCAAAGGCUGGUCCAAAAUCGAGUUCUCCAACGACGGGAAAUCCAUCCUCGUCGCCACCACCGGCACCGGCCACAUCCUCAUCGACGCCUUCACCGGGUCCCUCAAAGCCAUUCUCCGCCGCGACAGAGGCGGCGUCCGUCGUCUCGGCGCCGGCGAUCAUAACGCUGAACACAUCGACGUUGACUCCACAGAAUACCUCUACCCCAGCUCAGGCGACGCGUGUUUCACGCCCGACGGACGGUACGUCAUGUCCGGUAGUCGUCGUGAGAAUAUCCUCGUGUGGGACACUCUUGCGCCGCCGGAUUCUAAUAAACAUCUGAGACCGACGCAUGAGUUGGAACAUAAGGGCGAUACGGCUGUUAUUGCGUGGAAUCCGCGGUUUAAUAUGUUUGCGACGGCGGAUCGUGAGGUGGUGUUUUGGGUGCCGGAUAAGGAUUCGUGA
Messenger RNA from Glarea lozoyensis ATCC 20868, 1179 nucleotides. RefSeq names its product WD40 repeat-like protein. Gene Ontology annotation, molecular function: protein binding; chromatin binding. Bases 1 to 1179 code for a protein of 392 amino acids. The record is from RefSeq and is a predicted model, not a curated record. The transcript has 3 exons. Gene Ontology annotation, cellular component: Set1C/COMPASS complex. NCBI's taxonomy places the organism in Eukaryota, Fungi, Ascomycota, Leotiomycetes, Helotiales, Helotiaceae.